Medioppia subpectinata is the source of this 591-nucleotide messenger RNA. Lineage: Eukaryota; Metazoa; Arthropoda; Arachnida; Sarcoptiformes; Oppiidae. The record is from the annotation of a GenBank genome assembly.
AUGCAAAGCAUUAAUGAUAUUUAUCCGGGUAUUGAAGAGUUGGAUAGAGAAGAAGUUUUGGACGUUUUCGUCAGUUAUAGACGUUCUAAUGGGUCUCAAUUAGCCAGCCUAUUGAAAGUACAUUUACAACUGCGAGGAUUCACUGUAUUCAUUGAUGUCGAGCGACUCGAAGCCGGAAAGUUUGACAACAAUUUGUUGAGUUCUAUACGACAAGCGAAGUAUUUUCUAUUAGUCUUAACGCCAAACGCAUUGGACAGAUGUCUGGAUGAUGUCGAGUGCAAGGAUUGGGUCCAUAGAGAAGUGGUUGAGGCCCUCCAGAGUAAGUGUAAUAUAAUUCCAAUUCUGGACACUUUUCAAUGGCCAGAAAGCGAAGCGCUUCCCGAAGACAUGCGCGCCAUUUGUUAUUUCAAUGGAGUCAGAUGGAUCCAUGACUAUCAGGACGCGUGUGUCGACAAAUUGGAGCGCUUCAUGAGAGGAGAGAUUAGUAAACUGGAGCUCAACGCUCAGCCGCCGUCGCGGCUGUUCCUGACAGGAGGUCCGGGCACUCCGUCCACGCCAUCCAUGAGUAGCGUCAAUAUGAGAGCACCGGUA